AAAAGCGUCAUCCACCACAUUCUUCCAUCUAUAGUCAUUCAUCAUCAAUCUCUGCAUUUUCUGGUAUUCCUUUACGACCAGGCCGCCGCAUCAGCCUAUAGAAACUCGACAGAGCUAGAUUCUGAUAUUCCCUCGGUGCUCAUCGACCACUUAAACAGCUUUUUUGCUGUAAGACCGUGAGUGGUGCGCCAACCUUUAGAAUCUCCACAUAUCUGUAUGUUUAUUUCGUUAUGCCUUCGUUCCGUUCCACACUACUGGUUAUGGCACACACUCUAUUUAUCUUUAAUGCUCAGUGAGUUUGCCUCACAGUAUUACAAGUCAUUCAUUCCUCUUUUGGUUCGAGGCAAGGCCCCCCUUCCAGACUCACAGAUACACGGUCAAAUCUUAUGCUCUUUAAAUAAUCCCUGUUGAACCACUUCACCUCACAGGAAUCACACAAAUACUUCAUAAAGAACCACCCAUACACACAAGUAAUGGUUUUCUAUUUGACGGUUGAAAUUGAAAUUGAAUACUUCGAGUGACGAAGCUAAGAAUUAGCAGGAGAAAGCGCUGACCCAUCACCGCUCGCUGGAAAGCCUCAUUGGCAAGCCGGCGCCAUAGAUAUUCGAUCUGGCUGUUCAAGGUCCUCUAAGUCGCCCAUUGCGCGAAAGUUCUUCUUUCGUUGCUUUUGCCGAUAACGCGCAAACCUCUCCAGUGCUAAAUUGUUUUGCCGGAACCCAGUCUUCUGAUUUACUUGAACGACGACUUUCGGAUUUUGUUUCUAAGCUUCACAGCUACCAGCAGAGUUGGGAGGGAGAGGGAAAACGUCAAUGUCCCGGUCCUCGAGACCAAGAAGGGUUAGGGGAUCAGGACUCGAUGUCGCAGAGGCUUUCUGCGUCUCGUCCUGCAUCUCGCUCACCACCAGAAAGUCAAAAGAUUACUCUCCCACCAGUACAGGUGCGAGAUGAUCCUCGACAUGGAGGGCGACCAGCAGACAGAAAACUAGAGCAAGGCAACCGAGGAUUACCACAACCUCAUCAUACAUUACCAUCCCCUUCAUUGCGGACUCCUCAGUCUGCACCGACUAGUGAGGAUUGGAAGUCCUCGGGACCAUCGCGCGAUCUCGGUGUACAUUCAAUUCUGAAUCCGACAGAGCCUGAAAGCGUAUCAAAUUCAGGUCGCCGACUGAGUGGCGGCACUACAGGUUCGCCACUCUCUACCACAGCAGGACCCACUUCGCAUUUUGGCGCAAGCCCAUUGGUGACAACUACUCAUCCUUAUUCCAGUCGGCCUCCCGUUAGCACUUCGCCUUCCUUAGAAAGUUUUAAUCCAAAUUUCCCAAGGGGCCCAGCCCGCAGAAUGCUAACAUCCAGAUCACCUCGGCCUGCCAGUAUAGGCAGAGCACCUAUUCAUGGAACUAUCAAUGCACAAGAGUCUCCCUUUUUGCCCUCGAAAAGGGCAGAACCAGUGCGAACUCCGGGCUCAGAGAACCCACCUAUGCCAACACCGCCGGGGCAAAUUCAGGGGCAGCACUAUGGAUUUCCCACUACAGGUACAACGCCGGGCGAUCGACGUACAGAUACUUCUCAAAUGCAAGCUCCAGGGCGUGCCCAACAUAGCGCUAGUCCUAGCAUCUCAGUAUCUUCACAAACGCCGAGCCAGACUUCCCCCGCGUCCAGUUAUCCUUAUCAUCAAAGUGGGCAGAAUCCGCAGACAAGUGGGUCUUAUUUCCCAGGUUCGAGUUUUAGUUCUUCAGUGCAGCAAGGAAGUGGAUUACAAUUACAAGCACCGCCUGCGGCAUCAGAAGGUCCGUACAAUGCUUCUCAGAUUGGUUCCUCACUCCACUCCAACAUAAGCUCGAGGCAGGCUUCUGCCUCAGAGCCAUAUGGUGUCCUGACAAUAACCACGGCUCACGGCGUGGCUUAUCAUGUACCUGUGGACACACACCAAGCGUCGCGUUUAGCUGACGAGAAGCGUGCGCGCAACGCAGGAGCAUCGGCGCGAUUCCGACAACGCAGAAAGGAAAAAGAGAAAGAGGCCUCAUCCAAUAUCGAAAAACUUCAGUCACAGACUAGGGAAUUGGAACGAAGAGUGAGAGAAGCCGAAGGAGAGAGAGAUUUCUACCGAGGAGAACGAGAUCGUUUUAGAGAUAUGCUGCUCCGGAACCCAGGAACUAGAGAUAUGGCUCUUCAUGGGCCACCAAGUCCUCGUUCCAUGAGGCAAAUGUCUUAUCCAGGCCCUCCUCCACCAAGCGGCCCGCCAAUGAGCUUUCAAGGUUCUGAUAAUGGUGAAAGACCAGCAAGGCGCCGAAGGACUGAUGCACAAGGCGAUUUUAUGAGUGUCCCAUACUCGCAUUCUCCAGCGUCAACUCUACCUCCCGUUCAAACUGGAUUCCCAUCAGCUCAUGGCCAAGGACUACCUAACCUACCACCUCUAAGAAUCGAUAAUCCUUCGACAGGUUCAGCGACAGGAAUAUCGACUCCGUCGAUAUCGGCAGGCCCCCCUUCAUUCGAUCCAUACUCGCGAGGGCCAUACGAUCGAGCAUGGCCUAAACAAGAAAACGGCGGACGACGAUGACAUUUCCUUCUUAAACUUAAAUUUUACUAUAAUAUGCUUGAUGGAAAAAACGGCACAUCAUACUUUAUACCCUCCUUUAAACGCUACGAAUUUUCUUCCCAGAGUUAAUACGUUCUUGUCAAUUAUACAAAUGUACCCCUUCUAUUAAGACUACAUACUUGAUCGUUAUCCUCGACAUGUAUACUACGCUAUUUACACGGCACUCUACUAUACAUACCUAUCGCAAGAUUUUCGCAAAAAGAAUUGCAUAUCCUCGGGCGACCGAACCUAAUUUUGCUUUUGCACCCGUUUUAUGUUAUAUAUACCCCCCCUGGCGGCUGUUUCUAUUCAUUACCUUCGUUUGUUUCUUUUGUGAAUGCGAGACAUUUCUUUUUCUGACUGGAUUGUGGACAACUUGUGGGAAUUGGUCAAAACAUCAUUUAUCUUGUGAUACCAUUUUCAAUUGGGAAAUAGUCGGAGCGGUGUUAAACAUGGAAGUGUUAUUUUAUUUGUUUUGGCAGUAAGGGGGAAAGGGUUCCUAGAGACAAGCAGGGAAAUAUCUGAUGAGAGGAUUUGAAAGCAUACCGAACAGCUUCAGUUAAUAUUACGCGGGAGUGAAGAGAGAGGCAAGUUGAGGUCUCAGGAAAGUAAGAAAAGUUGAAGAGGGUUGCAUCUAAAGAUGAUGUUGCUUUUUCGAGGAUGAGGAUGUUGGAGUAUCAUACAAUAAUUAUCAGACUGUACAACGAUAAUGUGUAUAAUCCCAAGUUUACAGCACUUUUAUUGAUGGGGAGUUAGGGGACACCCUGGAAUUACUACAUUCCAUACAUAAUUUGGGAUCAUGAUAGACAGGU
Messenger RNA from Sclerotinia trifoliorum, 3386 nucleotides. The record is from the annotation of a GenBank genome assembly. Lineage: Eukaryota; Fungi; Ascomycota; Leotiomycetes; Helotiales; Sclerotiniaceae.